Anarrhichthys ocellatus (wolf-eel) is the source of this 2405-nucleotide messenger RNA. It is a transcript of the gene scg2a, whose product is annotated as secretogranin II a. The transcript is spliced from 2 exons. Bases 120 to 2033 code for a protein of 637 amino acids. NCBI's taxonomy places the organism in Eukaryota, Metazoa, Chordata, Actinopteri, Perciformes, Anarhichadidae. The record is from RefSeq and is a predicted model, not a curated record.
UUGCUCUAAUAGCAUGAGGAGCUGUCCGCGGUGCUGAAACCAGACCCGCACCGCGAGACAGAGAGAUGCUCAGCUCACUCACGAGCCUCGACAGAGACUAACUACCGAAAGGCGUCACCAUGCCGUCACUCUCCGAGACCUCCGCCAGCCCUCUUCUCCUCUGUUUUGCCAACUUCCUCUUGAUCCUCCUCUUCCUCGGCUCCCCCACCACUCACGGGGCUUCCCUCAGAGAGCACAGACUGAGAGGAAGUGAGUCAGACUCCCAGAGGGGCGACGUCCUCCAGACUCCCAACAUCGACAUGCUCAAAGCGUUGGAGUACAUCGACGGCCUCCGUCAGAGGACCGGCACGGACUCCCAGCAGCGCGCCCCCGUCGCCGGGGGGUACGACGCCGCCGGCAGCAUGGAUGACGCCGAGAGGCUACGUGCCAUGCUGAGGCUGGCUUCCAACCCUAUGCAGAGCAAAGACGAGGAGGAGGAAGAGGAGGAGGAGGAGGAGGAGGGGGGAAGGGAGGACAAGAGUGAGGAGCUGCUCCAGGCCGUGCUCUCCACCCUCCAGCAGACGGAGAAGGUCUCCAAGCCAGCCGCGGCGGACGGCGCGUAUCCCAGGGUGCAGCAGAAGCAGCACAGCAUCCUUCCUCACAAGAAGCUGCCGCUGAUGUUUGAGGACGAGGAGGAAGGCGAGGGGGACGAGGACGAGGAGGAGGAGGGCGGCGAGAGGGGGCCGGACCUGGAGCACGGGAGCCCCUUCAAGCGCACCAACGAGAACGUGGAGGAGAAGUACACGCCUCAGAACCUGGCAACUCUGCAGUCUGUGUUUGACGAACUGGACAAGCUGACAAGUGUGAAGAGCAUGCACAGGCGCCAGGACGAGGACGACAUGGGGGAGGAGGAGGAGGAGGAUGACGAUGCGGACGAAGGCGACAUGUUCAAUGUGAGGGAUGUGGGAUACGAUGACGGGGAUCUCGCAGACUGGGGUCCGUUACAAGACCAAGAAGAGGAGGAAGAGGAGAGGGACAACAAACACGAGGCAAACCGAGGGCUCGAUUACGUCGACGAUAAUGACGAGGAAGCUGAUGAGGACGACGAAGAGGACGACGAUGACAGCUACCCAGUCAAGAGAUCGAACGAUCCGGAUGACCUGGCCAACCUGGUGGACUACUACCUCCUGAAGGUGCUGGAGAAAAGAGAAGAGGAGGAGCACAAGCGAGAGAUAGAGGAGGAGGAGGAGAAAAAGAGGGCAGAGAGGAGAGUGGCUCAGACGCAGUACAGAGACAGCAUAGACCCGCGGGCCAUCUACCAGCUCAUUCAGAUCUCCCAAAAAUACCAGAUCCCACCCGAGGACCUGGUGGACAUGCUCAAAACCGGAGAGACGAUGAAUCAAGACAUGUCACGAAAGAGCAGCGGAUUAUCCAGAGCGGAAAACAAGCUCUCUCAGAUUUCUCCGAAGAAGACGACGCACAAGAUUCCCGAAGCUAAAUUCUACAGCAGACGCCUUCCUGACAGACAGAAGACCCCCGAGGAGCGGAGGACAGAAGAGAUACUGAACAUCCUGGGGUUGGGGGCCGCAGAGGACCGAGCUCCCGUCAGGAUGCAGAAGCAGUACAAAAGCUCGCCGUCACGACUUCACGCUCUGCCCGCGGGGCGUUCGGGGGCAUCCGCUCCCACGCAGCGGCGCCCCCCUCCCAGCACGUCGAACGACGACUACGAUGACACCGUGGACGAGGACGAGCUGGCGGCGUAUCUGGCGGCUCAGAUGCUGGCGCGGUACCCGAGGCCCACGUACCGGGGCAACAAGGCGAGCCAGAAGCGGGACGAGGUCGGGCAGGGCGCCACGGGAUCUUUUGAGCGGGCCAUGCAGGCGUAUUUCGAUCAAACGGACUCAGACAAAAGCCUGAAUGAAAAGAGACAGUCGGAGGGCGAGGAGAGGGGCGGCGAAACGCAAAUGCAAGGCUUUGAUAACGAGGCGGUGAUGAAGCUGCUGAGCUCCCUCAACCCAGAAACUGAAGAGAGUGAUGCCGAAACGGGCCAGUGAAUAUAAAGAAAGCUAAAGAUACACAUAUAUAUAUAUAUAGUAUACAUAAUGUUUUGGUGGUGGGUGGAAAUAAAGUAUUUUGAAGAAUAAAACACGAGUUAUUCUGUUGGUUUACAAAAAGUUCCUAUUUAUUAGCAGAAAUAUGAGUGGAUAGACAUUCAUUUGAUGCUUUUUUUAAUGAGUUUGUUGCUCAACAACACUAAACAACCAGUACAUGUGACUCACCAGCCUUUCAAUGCACACACACACAGCCAAUCAGUGUUGGAUCCCAUAGAUUCACUUGUGGGUAUUUUUUUUUAUUCUCAUUUGUUUUUUGUAAAUGUGGUCAUAUGUGACAUACCUGAAGUUAAUAAAGCAUUGACUUUAUUUUUU